AUGUUUUUUAUUUACUUUAAUUCAAUCAUUUUAUUCAAAAUCCUAGACGAUGAUUUUCAGUCACCAAAGAUAAAGUCGAAAAAGCUUGCUAAGAGUUCACGACUCAAUUCUUCAGAAGAUGAGAAGCCUAAUGCGGUCUCCAAGAAGCGGGCAUCUCAUAUUUCCAAACGGAAAAUUCCAACAUUUGAAGAAGGCGAAGCGGUUGAUGAACUCGAGCAAAAACCGGCUCCUCCCUCAAAGCGUCGGAAAUCCAUAUUUGCAUCAGAUCUUAUUGAUCCUGACAAGGGUUCUUCCAAAAGGAAAGUUCAACUAACUUUCGAAGAGAGUCUUAAGAAAGGCACUGAAAAAAAUAAGUCCGAUGCACCAACCAAAACCGCUAAAACAUUGCGCGACUUCUUUUCAAAAUCAAACGUUGAUGGCCAGCCUAAAAAAGAAGUUAGAAAGGAAGUGAAGGUUGACGAUUUCUUUUCUUCUUCCUCUACUCAUAAGACUCCAACUAGAAAGGAGUCGGUAUCUCUAGUUCCCGAGACACCCCCCUGCUUUCAAGAUGAUGAUGAUGAUGAUGGAAUUCGUCUUUCGCCUUCGGUAGAUAGAAAGUCUCUUGGUCCUGAUGGUAUAAGGAAAUCGAAGCCUUCUGUCACUAAGAUUGAUGAUAAUUUAACUUCUAAGAGUAGUCCCAAAACUCCAGUUAGUACGCUGAAGUCGGGCGAUGAGCGCAGGACGCCAUUGAAGAAGGUCUCAUCUGCAACUCAUAAAGAUAAGACGACACGUUCUCCUAAACCCUCAGAUGGCCUGAAAUCCCCUUCGAAAAGCGUACCUCAAGAAUCAGCAGCUCCAUCCACGCCAGCUCAGUCGAAGCACUUUCCUGAAGAGCAAUCUACUACUACUCCCAAACGAACUCCAGGUGGUGGUAGGGCCUCAUUCUGGCAAUUCCAAAAUCGUGAUGGUCCCCAAGCCUUGGGAUCUAGACCUAUUCCACAGGGUACAUCAAUGUGUUUCAAUGGCAAAUCCUUCGUAAUCACUGGAGUGUUGGAAUGCAUCGAGCGAGAUGACGUGCAAUCCCUAAUCGAACGCGGUGGUGGUCGUGUCACUAAGGCCGUCAGCAAGAAGACAGCCUACCUCGUGGUUGGUCGUGAUCCUGGCAACUCCAAAAUCGAUAAAGCUGCUAGUCUUGGCACGAAACAGAUAACUGAGGAGGAGUUUUUUGAACUGGUUGAUAAGGGAUUCAAUUCCAGUAAUGCCAAGAAGGAUGAUUUUCCUAGUCUUGGAUCAUCUGUCACUAUCUCCAAGGAACGUCUAAUGACAUCAUCAUCAUCAUCCACGAAUUACCUAGAGAAGGAGAAAGUGAAAAAGACCAAAUCCCCGGUUAUGCUCACUGAUAGACCAGUGCUACCUACCUCCCAAACUACUUCCAAGCUGGAACCUUCGCAGUCAUCACUACUUACUCUCGGUAUUCAAGAGCUCUGGAUAGAGAAAUAUCGACCGAAAUUCAGAAGGCAGUUAGUUGGGCAGAAUGGGCCUUCUAGCCCAGCUAAUCGAUUAUUUAAUUGGUUAUCUUCUUGGCAGGAAGAUUACGCAGCUGGUCGCAAGGAAAAGGGCUAUCAAUCGGCUCCUCCAUGGGCUUCCGGCAAUUCAUCAGAUACCGGUUCCUGGGCUCGAGCAGCCCUUCUUUCGGGCCCUCCAGGAAUUGGAAAGACCUCUACCGCUUCGGUAGUUUGUACUGAAGUUGGUCUGGCAACUAUUGAGCUGAAUGCAUCUGAUACUCGGUCGAAGAGGUCACUGAAAGAUGAGGUCUCUCAAGCCUUAGGAAUGCGCUCCCUCGCUGGGUGUCUCACAGGUUCUGAUGCUAAGGCAUCAUCUCUUACCUCCCACGUUCUGAUUAUGGACGAAGUCGACGGUAUGGCAGGAAAUGAAGAUCGUGGCGGGAUGCAAGAACUCAUUGGAAUCAUCAAGACAUCCAAAGUUCCAAUUAUUUGCCUUUGUAAUGAUCGGCAAUCACCAAAAGUUCGUUCUCUCGCAAACUAUUGUCUAGAUCUACGAUUUCACAGACCACGUAUUGAGCAAAUUAAGUCUGCCGUGUUGUCACUCGCCUGUCGUGAAGGUGUUAACAUUAAUACGGCUACUCUCAAUGAAAUAAUCGCUGCUAGCAAUCAAGACAUGCGACAGGUGAUAAACUCUGUUCAACUCUGGUGUAUGAAUGGUGGAAGUACAACUACACCAGAUUCAGAUAUAACAGCAAAUGCAGCAGUUGUUCACAAAGAUCUCCAUUUAAGUCCUUUCGAGGUGAUCCGCAAGGUCUUUGCGGUCAACAAUGAAGAGAACAAGCCAAUGAGAUUUAAUGAAGCUCUAGAUCUGUUUUUCCAGGACUACUCUAUUGGUCCGUUGUUCGUGCAAGAAAACUACCUCAAUGUUCGACCUCUGGCUGCAAAUGGCAAAACUCAGCAGACGCUGGAUCUGAUGGCUGUGGCCGCUUCAGACAUAGCACAGGGCGACAUUGUGAGCCGUAUGAUUCAAUCAUCAGGUGGAUGGUCGCUUCUUCCCACUCAAGCCGUCUUCUCAUGCCUUCGUCCUGGCCGUCUUCUUCGUGGACCAUUGCCUGGAGGCCCGGGUGGCGUUUUGUUCCCCUCGUGGCUUGGAAAGACCUCCACUCAAAACAAAAAUGCCCGAUUGCUGGGCGAGUUGUCUCAACAUAUGAGGCUGUCUACCCAUGGAGGAGCUACGGAUCCAAGAUCCCUUCUACUGGAUUACCUCCAUCCUCUUGCUAUUCGUUUGUCAGCUCCUCUUAAAGAAGGCGAUAUUGACAACGUGUUGAAGUGUCUUGACAAUUAUCAGCUCCUUCGAGAGGAUAUGGAUAACAUUAUGGAUUUAACCACUUGGCAGGGCCGACCUAGUCUAAUGAAGACUAUCGAUGCCAAGGUGAAAUCCGCUCUCACUAGGAGUUACAAUAAGGGAUCACACCUUGUACCCUACGCGACUGAACUCAUUGGAGAGGGCAAGAAGAAAGGCAGAAAGAAGACAGAAGUAUUCGUUGAUGGCGAGGAAGGUGAAGCCAAUCAGCUUCUUGGAGAUGUCUCCGAGGAGAGCAGUGCUGAAGACGAAGCAGAGAUUCAAAAACUGGCCAAAGUUAAGCCGAUCGGAAAGACAUCUUCCAAGGAUAACGAUUCUACAUCGACGUCUUCAAAGGCUCCUAAGAAAGCCCGAGCUGCUGGAGGUGGGCGCAAGAAGAAAGAGACCUAG
This is a messenger RNA of Rodentolepis nana, 3237 nucleotides long. Lineage: Eukaryota; Metazoa; Platyhelminthes; Cestoda; Cyclophyllidea; Hymenolepididae. The record is from the annotation of a GenBank genome assembly.